Molecule: messenger RNA, 5362 nt
Organism: Linum trigynum
Lineage: Eukaryota; Viridiplantae; Streptophyta; Magnoliopsida; Malpighiales; Linaceae
Source: the annotation of a GenBank genome assembly
GUCCAUCAUUGUUGCUUCUACUGCAGAUUCGUCGGUCUAUGGAGUCAAUCAGGCUCAGUUCAACAGCGUCUUCCUGUUUCGAAACUUAUUUGUCACCACUGUCGUGAGAAGGGUCAUCUUCAAAAACACUGUUGACGUCGUAACUACUGUGUUUAUUGUAAAUGACUUGGUCAUGUUAUCCUGGAUUGCACAAGUCGACAGCGGAAUGAAGCGAUGUAUGGAUCUAAUUCUGGUGGGCUGUGGUCCACUGGGAACUCUGCUGCGGGUAGUAAUGGCAAAGCAGCUGGAGGGAAUUGGGGCUCUGGACGCGCAGAAUUUUCUGCUGGCGGACAAGCUGGUGAGCGCCCAGCUCGGCCAGUCUUUGUCACUACUCCAGCUGAUAUCGCUGGCGCUAGAAGUAGCUCCGCCAUAUCUUCCACGACUGUAGAGGAGUUGGUUAAUUCCGCUAUUCAAAAAUGACUUCCCACAGCAAUUAGUGCUGCAUUUGCAACACUUCAAGGUUCCGGUAAGACCUCUCCUUGGCUAUUAGAUUCUGCUUGUUUCAACCAUAUGACAUUUAAUGCAGCUAGUCUUAAAAAUUUGAUGCCCGUUAAUAAUAUGGCACUUCAAGUGGCGAAUGGUCAGCAAUUGGUUGUGAAUGGGAUUGGGUGUGUAUCUGAUUCGACCAUGGCUUUGUCUCAUACUCUACAUGUUCCUGACUUCCAACACUCGUUCCUAACCUGGUUUCAGUCGGUCAUCUUACUAACAAAGGUUGUUCUGUGUUGUUUGCGCCUUCUGGUUGUUUCAUACAGGAUUUGAAGAUGGGCAGGCAGAUCGGAAGGGGGAGUAAACGCGGGAGAGUUUUUUACCUGGAGGAGCUUCAUGAUAGUUCUGAGUCGUUUAUCGUCAGUAGUCAUGUUAGUAGGGCUGUCAGUAGUCCUGGUCGGUCUUUGUUGUCUGGUACUUCUUCACCUUUUUGUUUUUUGAGUCAGUCUGACAAUGUUUGGAGUCUUUGGCAUUCGCGGUUGGUUCAUUCUAAUAAUGAUCGUCUUGCUAUGAUGUUUAGACAGUCUUUACUGCGCAAACAUCUUGUUAGUUUCCCUGCAAAACAUUCUUGUACCAACUGUGUUGAAGCUAAAACCGUUAGUUCCUCCUUUCUGUUGAGUACUACUGUCAUUAGUGAGCCUUUCAUAUCAUUCAUACUGAUCUCUGGGGUCCCGCGCCUGUCCCUUCACGACGUGGCUAUCGUUAUUUUUCACUUUUUAUAUAUUAUGCCGCUCGUUUUAGGUGGAUAUAUUUCCUUCGUUUGAAAUCCGACCUUUGUUCUAUGGCCAUUGAGUUUUUAAAAAUGAUUCAGACCCAGUUUGGCCACCCAGUUAAGAUUGUUCGUUUUGAUCCUGGGGGUGAGUUUAGCUCAAUUCCUCUGCAUGACGUUUAUUGUUCCAUGGGUUUUUUAAGUCAAAUGUCAUGUCCUGGCAUUUCCCAACAGAAUGGACUUGUGGAAUAAAAGAAUCGUCAUGUAGCCGAACUUAUGUGUGAUCUUCUUCUUGACUCUCGUGUUCCUGGUCGUUUGUGGCCUGAGGCAGCUGCUACUACAGUAUGCUUGAUUAACUAUCAGAUCACUCCUGUUCUGCGUCACACCUGUCCAUAUUAUGCCCUUUAUUCUCACCAUCCUGAUUAUUCUCGUCUUCGGAUUUUUGGGUGUCUUUGUUUUGUUCUUCUUCCAAAACGUGAGCUUACUAAGUUGUCCUCAAAGACUGCUCGUUAUGUUUUUCUUGGUUAUAGUGAUGUGCAUAAGGGCUAUCUCUGCUUUGAUCCUGUGUUACAACGUAUGCUAAUGGCUGCCACCGUCGUGUUCUUUGAUCAUCUCAUGUAUUUUUCACAUGGGUAUACUUCUGAUACCUAUCCAUUUUCCGAUCAGCCUUUGCCUGUGUUUGAUCAUAUUGAUGGUGAUAUUCCUACUCUCCCUCCUGACGACCCACACACUCCCCCGCUUCAUCAAGAUCUUCCUCCCAACGACCCUCCUUCUCCGGUCACUGCUAGCUCCUCAUCUCGCACGGAUAGCACUUCCAGAUCAUCUCCAUCCACUGCCAGCUCACACUCCUCGUCCAGCGCUGCUAGUUCUCAUGAGAGUUCUCCGUCUCCCUCACCCGAGGCUCCUCCUCCUUGCCGCUCCAAUCGCACAACACAGGGUAUUCCACCUCUCCAUUUUCAGGAUUAUUUUGCUUAUGAUGUUGAGUCCUUGAUUGUGCCCACUCGCUACAAGCAAGCUAAGGGUGACCCAAAGUGGGAACAGGCUAUGAAACGUGAGCUUGCUGCUCUUCAUGAAAAUAACACCUGGAUCUUGGUUACUCGUCCUCCACCUUCAACUUCAGUUGUUGGUUGUCGUUGGGUGUACACGAUUAAGAUGAACCCCGAUGGUACAGUGGAUCGCUAUAAGGCUCGCUUGGUCGCUCAAGGUUUUACACAAGAAUUGGGUGUUGACUAUAAUGAAAUAUUUGCCCCAGUUGUGAAGAUGUCUACGGUUCGUACCUUACUUGCCGUUGCAGCUCAACAGAACUGGCCACUUUUUCAGAUGAACGCCAAGAAUGCUUUUCUCCAUGGGGAUUUGGACGAGGACAUAUAUAUGGAGCUUCCUCCUGGCUAUACCCUCGGUGCUCCUGGUCAGGUCUGUAAGCUACAACAGUCUUUAUAUGGUCUUAAACAGGCACCCAGGGCGUGGUUUGAGAAAUUUCAGUCUUCUAUCACUGGUUUGAGAUUUCUGCAAAGUCUGAAUGAUCCAUCAUUGUUCACUCGCACUACUUCUUCGGGGAUUGUUGCACUCUUACUAUAUGUUGAUGAUAUGAUCAUCACCGAGACUGAUUUGGUGGGUAUUCAACGUCUCAAGGAUGGUCUUCAUGCUUCGUUCAGUCUCAAGGAUCUCUGUGAUCUUUCUUAUUUUCUUGAUCUUGAAGUUCAACGCAGUUCUCGCGCUAUCUUGCUCAGUCAGCGUAAGUACCUAACUGACUUACUAGCGGAGCAUCAUUUUGCCGGCUGUAAACCGGUCUCCACUCCCAUGGAACCUAAUCUGAGUCUUGGUCGUGAUUCUGGUGCUCAGCCUGUUGACGACUCCUCCUACCAUAGUAUUGUGGGAGUCUCAUUUACUUAUCCGCCACUCGUCCUGACAUAUCUUACGCCGUUCAGCUGGUUAGUCAGUUCAUGUCCACUCUUCGUACUGAUCACCUUGCCACAGUUCAUCGUAUUCUUCGCUACCUUCAUGGAACUCGUGAUGUUGGUAUGUUUUUUCCUUCAUCUGGUCCUACUAGUUUACGUGCAUACUCUAAUUCCGAUCUUGCUGGCUGUGUGGAUACUCGUCGCUCUACUUCUGGUUGGUGUAUCCAGUAUGGGGGUGCCUUUAUUUCUUGGAGGUGUAAGAAGCAAGAGAAGGUCUCUAAGUCAUCUACUGAGGCCGAGUACCGGUCCAUGUAUGAGGUUGCCUCUUAGCUCGUGUGGCUACGUCGCCUCUUGCUCGAUUUUGGUAUGGUGUGUCCACUUCCCAUGGAUCUUUUUGUUGACAAUACCAGUUCUAUCUGCAUUGCUGUUAAUCCUGUCUUGCACGAUCGUACUAAACAUAUUAAGAUCUACGUGCAUUACAUUCGGGGUCUGGUUCGCGAUGGCGAGAUCACACUACAUUACAUUCGCACUGAGGAACAAGUUGCUGAUCUGCUGACCAAGGCUUUUCCAUCGAGUCGUCAUUGGUAUCUGUCAAGCAAAUUGAUGCUCUCUGCUCCGCAUCAAUUUGGGGGAGGCUGUUAGACGAACUGUGUAUCGUUUUUCAUUUGUACAUAUUAUUUUGGGCUUUAGACUUGUUGGUGAUUGGGCUUACUUAUGACCCAUGCAACCUAUGCAUGGAGAGGAUCGGCUGUACGUGUAGAAUUCCUCUCCUAGGGUUUGGUUAUAGGUGCUAAGUAUAUAUAAGUUUAAUGAACAAUGGCGGCUGUAAGGCGAUGAUACCAAAAUAGUGAAUUGUACUCGAAGAGUCCUAACUCUUCUGUGGAUUAGUCCUGGAGUUAUAGGGAUACCACGUAAAUCGGUUGCCUGUUCCUUUCCUUUCCAUUAUCUGUGAUUAUCUUACAAAGAGACGUCGGGUGGAUGGUGGUUUCUGCUCAUCAUCUCAUGGGAUUUUGUACCAAGAUAGGGGAAUGAGGUUGCACUUGCCUUCGCUCAUUUAUUGGGCCCCUAGAAUAAGACUAUCACCUGGGUUGAUCGAUCUCCCAUGCAAUUAUUGGAUCACAUUAUAAAGGACUCAUAUGUAGAAAGAUUUGGGUCUGAAUGUUUGACAUGUUGAAUUAGUGUAUGAAUAAGAAAAAGAUUUCCUAUAUAUAUAUAUAUAUAUAUAUAUAUAUAUAUAUAUAUAUUAAAAUAAACCUUGGCUUUAAAUUCAACUAGAAUCAAUGUCCGCGGCUACGCUGCAGGGAGUAUACGGUUAUAGGGAAGAAAAUUUGGUUAUGGUCAUGCAAGUUAAUUGAAGUCGGAUUUGAAUUUUACGAUUAAUAGUUAAUCGAGAAGAAUAAAAUGAUGAAUAUAAUAGUUGCAUAGUUGGUUUUAGCUAAUCUUUGGUGUUUGGUGUAACUGCACACCAAAAUGCAAAACAAAAUCCUUAGAUAAUUGCAAAAUUAAACUACCCCAAAGCCCAAUGCCCUAUUCUAUUAGAUAAUAUGGUUGAUCAAGCAUCUCUCUCUUGCUUCCCCAUCCCUCUUUCCCUUAUCCAUUCAACCAACUAAAGGUGAAAUAUAACAACUAUUGCAGCUUAUUUAUUAUUGCCAUGAGCUCCUGCCUAAUUUUAUUUACCAAUCGAAUUCAGGCAAGAAACUGUAAGAAUGAUUUGUGAGCUAUAAAUUGGAAGCUAUAACAGGAAGAACUGAAGAGAAGGAUUACUGGUAGAUGUUCGAUUGUUCCUGUUGUAAGCCUCUAUGGUGUGUAAAGUGCAAAUAGAAGAAUGACACCAAAUUGUGCAUUAGCUCAUCCAAUAGCAGACCACUACUUGAAUAUGCACAGGAUUAAACAUCGACAUUAGGCCUAUGAAGUGCAUAUCAAAGAAUGACCGGAAAUUGUGCAUCAGUCUCAUCCAACAGCAAAAAAAUACAGAUCAAGAACUAAUAAUGACUUGUUAACUCUACAUUAGUCUCAUCCAUUUCAACACAACAGCAGGCAAAGAGAAGCUGUUCCAGAAGCACGAAAUCAAUACUGAGAAGCUUCAAGCUUGCCUUUAUGUUAAAUUUUGCAGCAUAAGCAUAAUGAAAAACAAAAUCAAAAUGUUGUCCAUGCGCAAUCAUCAACAACUCAUAAGAAAGUAGUAAGUAUACGGUAGUUUUCUUGCUAGAAAUGAAGUGUUGGUAGAACA